AUGGAAGAACAUAGAAAAACUAGCACUUGGUUAGAAAAUGAUAAAUUCGAUUGUGUAAUAUUAGGUACUGGUUUAGUUGAAUCACUAGUUGCAGGUGCAUUGGCAAGAGCAGGUAAACAAGUUUUACAUUUUGAUAAAAAAGUAAUUUAUGGUGGUUUUGAUAGUUCAUUCACUUUAGGUCAACUUACAAAAAUUUUACAAGAAUCUAAUAUAAAUAACAUCAUUGAUAAAAAUGAUUUGGUUCCACCAUAUUUUGAAAAUGUAGUAAUAAAUAAACUUGUAAAAACACCAUCACCACAACCAAAUGAGGAAGAAGAAGAUAAAAAAAGUAAACAAGAUAAUAAAGAAAAUGAAACAAUAACAACAACAAAAACCACAACAACAACAACAACCACAACAAACGAAAACAAUAAAGAACAAAAAGAAGAAGAAGAAAAUAUAAAAUCAAUAGAAAAUAAAGAAUCGACAGAAAUAUUACAAGUUAUUGAUGUACCAUUAGUAAGUGAUAAAAGUUUAGAAGAAUUAGGUAGAUUAUUUUCAAUUGAUAUUUCACCAACAUUAUUAUAUGGACGUGGUGCAUUGGUAAAGUUAUUAAUUUCAUCAUCAGCAUCAAGAUAUUUAGAAUUUAAAUCAUUGGAUCAAAAUUAUUUAUUUACAAAUGGAAAAGUACAUGAAAUUCCAUCAACUAAAGGUUCAAUUUUUAAAGAUAGUACAUUCUCUUUGAAAGAGAAACGUUUAAUUAUGAAAUUCAUGGAAUCAAUUAGAGAAUUGAAAAAGGAAGGAUCAGAUUUAGAUGACGCUGAAAAAGAAGCCCAUUUCAAAUUAUCAAUCAUUGAAUUAGGAAAACAAUUCAAAAGUUUCAUUGACUAUAUUAAAAGUUUUAAAUUCACUCAAUUGGUUGAAUCAUUCAUUCUAUAUGGUUUAUCAUUGAUUCAUGAGGAUUUAGAAUCGAUUCCAUUGGAAACUGGUAUUGAGUCUGUAUUCCUCUACACAUCGUCUUUAUUGGUUUAUGGAGUUUCACCAUUUUUAAUACCAUAUUAUGGCGUUGGUGAUAUUCCACAAGCUUUUUGUAGAUUAUGCGCUGUUUUUGGUGGUUCUUAUGUUUUAGGUCGUACUGUCGAUUCAAUUCAAUUCAAUCAAGAAACUGGUAAAGUUAAAUCAAUCAUUUGUUCUGAAGGUCAAACUAUUCAAACAACUCAUUUCAUAACUUCUCCAAAAUAUUUAAAUACAAUUUCAUCAUCACAAAAUAAUUUAAUUUUACCACAAAAAACUAUUAGAAAAACUUAUUCUAGAUUUAUUGGUAUCAUUGAAUCAAAAAUUAUUGGUACUCAAAAUGAUUCAUUCAUUACAAUUCCACCAAAAUCAAUUGGAAAUAAUAAAAAUGUUAUUAACAUUUUACAAUUAUCUUCAAUUUGUGUUCCAUAUAAUAAGAAUAAAGCACUUAUUCAUUUUACAACUUUAGCAGAUUCAACAGCAGAAAAUGAUUUAAAACAAUGUGUCGAACAAAUAUUAAAUAAUAAUACUACUAAAAAAGAUAAUGAUAAAGAUAGUACUUCGCCAACAUUGCUUUGGGGUUCUUAUUUUAAUUAUUCAGUUGAUUUCGUUGAAUCAAUUCAUCAAGAAAAUGAUAAUAAUAUUAUAGUUUGUUCAGAUUCACCAAAUGGUCAAACUGUCGAUUAUGAAUACCAAAUUAAUCAAGCAAAGAAAAUUUUUGAAACAAUUUGUCCUGGUCAAAUUUUCUUGGAAAAAGUUCCAGAUGCUGAUGAUAUUAUUCAUUUCGAAGAGGCUGAAACUACAACUACCACUACUACCACUACAACUGAAACUACAAAUGAAAAUGAAAAAGAAACUGAAACUGAACAAGAAAAAGAACAAGAAAAAGAACAAGAAAAAGAAAAAGAACAAGAAAAAGAACAAGAAAAAGAAAAAGAACAAGAAAAAGAGGUAGAAAAAGAGGUAGAAAAAGAUAUCGAAAAAAAAGAAUAA
Molecule: messenger RNA, 1986 nt
Organism: Dictyostelium discoideum AX4
Lineage: Eukaryota; Evosea; Eumycetozoa; Dictyosteliales; Dictyosteliaceae
Product: Rab escort protein
Exons: 4
Coding region: 1-1986 (661 amino acids)
Biological process (GO): intracellular protein transport; vesicle-mediated transport; small GTPase-mediated signal transduction
Cellular component (GO): nucleus; cytosol; cytoplasm
Molecular function (GO): GDP-dissociation inhibitor activity
Source: RefSeq, a predicted model, not a curated record